AACGUAUAGACAUUUUGGCCAUACAGUAUAAAUUAUAAUGAACUUAAAUGGUGCACAUCAUCUGUGAACAGUUCAGAUGUGUUCAGUCAGUUACAGAAACAGGAAACCCGUUUAAAUUUACGUCAACAGACUCAUUUAACACGUAUUAAUGUUAUGAACAUAAUUCAUCUACUAUAAUUUUAGGCUCAUCAUUUAACUUUCUACAAUAAUAUUCUAUAACAUUGUUCACCUCACUUCAAAACAGAACAAAUAAGGCCCAAAGUGAUAUAUACAUCUACAGGAUCAAAUAAAGUUAUAUGAUUUGCAAAAUAUAUCAUUGUUCACCCCACUCAGUUACAUGACUGACAGGAAUAUUUUCUUCCCAUUUUUGAUUUUUUUUUAGAAUUGUAAUUGAAAUACAAACAAGUGGAGAAGAAAUCAAUGAUUAAACAGUGGGCGUGUUUUCUUUGUUGAAUCACUUCAAUCAUUAAGGGUCGAAGUACAUCUUCUGGGGUAUAAGAAAGGUAAUGCUUUGCUCAUACACGGGAUAUGAGAACUGCAAUAAAAGGAAACACACACACACACACACACACACACACACACACACACACACACACACACACACACACACACACACACACACACGCACGCACGCACGCACACGCGCACGCACGCACACACACACACGCACAAGCGCUGCUGCUGGUUAAGUGUCGUUCGUGAAUAACUCUGUGACCGUCUGCUGCGUUUGGAGCGCGUGUGCAAACGCUAUGGAGACGCGCGCAAUAAAGCAGUAGGCUUACAGGAGAGAAACCCGACUUCCCAGUAACUUCCCAGAGACGAACUUGACCGAGGGGAAACCUGUACACUGAGAUAUGCAGCUGUUGAAGGACACGAAAGGAAACAAGCCUAUACGGUGAUAUGCCACUAGCUUCCAGACUGGCGCGGUUGAAGGCUAUGGAAGAGUCUGGGAACGUGAGUUUCUCCAACUUUUCCAGGCUGGAGAGCGCCGGCACUUCGAGUGGCGCUCAAGCUUUGCGCUUUUCGGUGUCGCUCGUCUACUCGUUUGUGUGCGCCGUCGGUCUGGUUGGCAACGUGUUGGUUUUUUACCUGAUGAGGUCGCGGCAAGGCAGGAGGUCGUCCACGAUCAACCUUUUCAUCCUGAACUUGGCGGCUACCGACUUCCAGUUUGUACUGGUCAUGCCCUUCUGGGCCGUGGACACGGCGCGUGAUUUCAGCUGGCCGUUCGGCCACGUUAUGUGUAAGGUUGUACUCACUGUCACGGUGAUGAACAUGUACGCGAGUGUGUUCUUUCUCACGGCCAUGAGCAUUACGCGCUACUUGGCAGUGGCGUCGGCGCUGAAGGACCGCAGUCGGCAUUGCGUCUGCUCGGGUCGCUGGGUGAGCGCGCUGCUUUGGCUCCUCGCAACGGUCGCCACAACACCCACCAUCAUCUUCUCCACGAAGAAAGAUGUGUUCGGGGAAAACCUGUGCUUGAUGAGUUUCCCCGGUGGUAACCACUGGCUCGGCUUGUACCACUUACAGAAAGUUUUACUCGGCUUCGUUUUCCCUAUGCUGAUCGUGUGCGUGUGCUACGUCUUGCUCCUGCGCUUUUUAAGCCUUCGCAUGAACAACAACCUUCCGAGGAGGAAAACCAGGGUCACCAGAUCAGUCACAGUCGUUGUGCUUUCGUUUUUCAUCUGCUGGAUGCCAAACCAAGCCUUGACUCUUUGGGGCGUCCUGGUGAAACUGGACGUCUUGCACUUUGAUCAAACAUACUACAUGGUCCAGACGUACCUUUUCCCAGUGACGACUUGCCUGGCGCACACCAACAGUUGCUUAAACCCGGUCUUGUACUGCCUCACCAGAAGGGAGUUUAGGAAAAUGCUUAAAGACUUGUUUUGGAGGAUUUCCUCUCCUUCGAUGUCUAAGAGCUGCCAGAUUCGCCCGUUUUCAGCCAGUGUUAAAGGAGAGCCUGAGGACAGCCAGGCUGUGAUUCCACUCAAUGUCUUAGAAAGCGAGCAGUACAGACUGUCUUUGUUUAAUGUUCACUGCGACACCAUUCCUACAGCUCAUGGCUCGCUAUAAGGAGGCAAAAUAAUUGCAAUUAAAAUAGUUUGUCUAUUGUGUCCUGUGUGCUCUGUCAUGUAGAGUUAAAGUAUUAAAUGUCCCCCUAAAUUUGGAUUUGAUCCACUUUAAUGCCAAUCAGCACACAUUCUCAUAAUUAACACAUCAAGGUAAUUAUUAGAUUAUUUUUAAUUUAAAUAAUUAAGUCUUUUUAAUCAAAGUGCGCAUUUGUGUUAACACCGACAUGUAUAAAUUGCUUAUUGCUGCUUUAAUAUCAUAGAUGUAAAUUCAAAAGCUUGACGUUUUGGCUGUUAUCAGAAAAUACACAGAACUUUUUUUGUACAGUGAAAUCUGUUUUGGUGUACAGUGAAAUGUUAAUAACGUUUACAUUACAAUUGUUUUGGGCGGAAACUGAAACAAAACAAGUUUACUAGCUAAAUAUGCCGAACAAUUAUAUUCAGUGUUGUGUAAAUGUCCUAGCAUGUCAAUGUCCCAGUGUUUAGGAUUUAAAUAGACCAAAAUUCCUUCAUUUUUCUUUGUUUGUUAAACGUAUUCAGUCUUUAAAGUUCUGCUACGAAAAUCUUAUGUGUCCUAAUAGUAUACACAUGUUCUUAUUAAUCUAAUGGUUUUGCCCCAAGGGAAAUGAAUGUACACAAAUCUGACAAGGCUUCUGAUCUGUAACGUGUGUAAUAAAGUCUUAUCUUAUCGA
Tachysurus fulvidraco (yellow catfish) is the source of this 2755-nucleotide messenger RNA. It is a transcript of the gene rxfp3.3b, whose product is annotated as relaxin family peptide receptor 3.3b. Gene Ontology annotation, molecular function: G protein-coupled receptor activity. Bases 901 to 2067 code for a protein of 388 amino acids. The transcript is spliced from 2 exons. The record is from RefSeq and is a predicted model, not a curated record. Gene Ontology annotation, biological process: G protein-coupled receptor signaling pathway; immune response. Lineage: Eukaryota; Metazoa; Chordata; Actinopteri; Siluriformes; Bagridae. Gene Ontology annotation, cellular component: membrane.